AUCGAAUUUUUUUUUAAAUUGAAAAUCAUAUGGAUCAAAACGAGCCACAGCCUAAAGAUAAUCCUUGGUCGGAUACAAAAUCGAUCGAUACUUCCGAUGCACAAAUCAAGAGAGAAACGAAACAGUGCGUUCAAGGUCUGCCCACGGUAUUAGCCAAUGAUAUUAUACUACAGAAUUUAUUGAAACCGACGGAUGGCCCUAAAAACCAGGACGAAUUAGGUCCAAAUAUUAUGCCAUUGCAACUUAAUUUUGGUGGUCAAGAAACGAAAGACGUUGAUGGAAAAAAAUUAGCCAUCAAAGAUGCUCCAAAUGGGAAAAAAGUUCAAUACGAUCCGGAAAAAGGAUUUGUAAUGAGUAGUUGGAGUAAUUUCGAAUUGGAACCACAAUCUGAACAGUUGGUAACCGAUCCCAAAGGAAUUUUCAUCAAACACAUCACGUCAACCGUUAUCAAUCCAAAUGAUUUAGGCAAAGGUUCUACAGGAGCAGCGAUCGAUAUGAAAAGUUUAACGGCAACUUCGCAUUGUCUAGCUAGUAAUGCAUGGUCAAAUGUUUUACUUUAUAAGCCAAAAGAGAUGAUUUUCAAGUAUGAUAUUGAACAGAAAAAAUUAGUUGCCGAAGAUGAUGCAAAUACUUCGUCUUCUAAGUAAAUGCAGAAAAUUUGUUAAACUUUUUGUGAUUUGAUUUUUACAAUUAAGAACUAAUUUUUUAAUUAAUGAUAA
Messenger RNA from Dermatophagoides farinae (American house dust mite), 719 nucleotides. RefSeq lists its product as uncharacterized. The record is from RefSeq and is a predicted model, not a curated record. NCBI's taxonomy places the organism in Eukaryota, Metazoa, Arthropoda, Arachnida, Sarcoptiformes, Pyroglyphidae.